AUGUUGAAGGACUGGUGCAGUUUGCGUUGUGUUGAAGAGGAAUGCAUGGUGAUGCAGAGUGGGCGGGACUCAGGGUUAGGGUUCUGUCUGUGUUUCCUGGUCUCUCCCGGUCUGACUCAGGUCCCCGAACCCGCGGAGUGCCUCGUCUCCGGGGUCUACAAUCUGAUCCGGCUGCCGGGGAAUGAAGACGCCAAGAGCUGCUAUCAACAUUGCUUUGAUGAGCCCAAAUGCCACAUGGCUGUGGUGAGCAAACCGCUCAGCGGCGCACAUCAGUGUCUGCUGGUCAACUGUCUGAACCAGGGAAGUUACAGGGUAGUCCGAGACCCCAGCGCAGAAAUCACUGUUUACCCCAAGAGCACCAUUGAUGAUGAACAAAGAGCCUUUCUCAUGAAAGGUGCAUAUGGCUGGGCUGAUGAGAAACUACGAUGUUCUGGUCUCAUGAAGGACAGCAGCUGUGACUCCAAGAGUCCCAGAUUCUUCUACAACAAGAACACUCGGGGCUGUGAACAGGUGACCAGUGGCUGCGGGUCCAACAGGAACACAUUUGAUACCCGAGGGGCCUGUGAGACCUUCUGCAAUGAAAGGCGUGUUUGUUAUCUACCAGUGGAGUAUGGUGAAAACCCAUCUGCUGGCCAUAGUGGUGGUCCUCACAUCAGAGCCGAGCCUGAUGCGGAGACCAUCAGAGGCAAGCCUGAUGCAAACGCCCCUUACAACUUCUUCUUCCACAAUAUGUCAAGUUUCAGAUGUGAGGGAUUUCACUUCAGAGGCAGUGCGUCUAACGGGAACAUCUUCAGCACUGUGGAGGAGUGUGAAAGUCACUGUGGUGAUGUUAAAGCGCGAUGUUUUGACUUCAUGGAAGACAGAAGCUGUAAGCCCAGAUUCUUCUACAACAGUACCAGUUACAGGUGUGAACAGCUGUCCAGUGGUGGUUGUGGGUCAAACAAGAAUGCAUUCGAUACCCGUGAUGGCUGUGAGGCACUCUGCAAUGAGAAGUACCGUUGUUAUCGACCUGUGGAGCAUGGCCAAAGGCCAUCUAUGUACGCCAACCCUUACUCUAUUAAGUCAGAAGAGCCCGAUAAAGACAGCUCUCCCAACUUCUUCUUUUACAACAUCUCGAGUUUGAAGUGUGAAGGAUUUCACUUCAGAGGCAGGGGGUCUAAUGGGAACAUCUUCAGGACUGUGGAGGAGUGUGAAAGACUCUGUGGUGAUGUUAAAGACCCUGUUCCUGCCCAGAACACAGCUACAACAACCAGUCCAACUCCUGGGAAUUCAGAUACUACAGCAGUUGUUCCUACAGAGAGGGCAGAUAUUUCAGUCACUCCCUCUGUUCCUGCCCAGAACACAGCUACAACAACCAGUCCAACUCCUGUGGAUUCAGAUACUACAGCAGUUGUUCCUACAGAGAGGGCAGUUACUACAACCAGGCAAUCUGCUGUGGGUUCAGAUAAUCCAGUCACUCCCCCACACCUUGUUCUUGCCCAGAACCCAGACCCUGUUCCUGCCCAGAACACAGGUGUUUCAGCUCCUGAAUCCGUAGUCACUGCAGCCAUAGUCUUCAAAUUUUUUCUGGCUAUUCUUUUUGUGGUCAUCUUGGGCGGUAUGGCCGUGUACUUCAGAACUUCCUGGUGUCCACCCAACAGGUACACGCUAAUUAAUGGAUAAGUCUGGUGAUCUUCUGUCAUUUUCUUCUCGUCGACAAAGACGCAGUCAUUUACUAAAACAGCAGGUUACUGUAGUUUUUAAUAAACAGAGAGGAGGAAAUUGUGCAUUUUCUAGGGACUAUUUUCAUGCUCAUACUUUUUCAUUAUUUUGUGAUCAUUAUUUGACGUCAUGUGAUGCUUUAUUUUGGGUAAAAUUCAAGGGUUUUUCUUAUUUUAUGGUGAUUUUUUUUCCACUGGGUUUAGUUUGUUUUUAUGAUUCAUAAAACAUAACAUACUUACACAGUUGAUUUACUAAAUUAUUCUCCAAGUUUAGAUUUUGUCAUAUAUUUGUGCCACUGAUCAUUUAUUACAUUUCUAAAAUGUCCUAAUUAAAAUAAAAUGUAACCAAAAACUGGACAUAUUAAAUGUACCAUCUGAUUGUUUUGCUUUAACAACGUCUUAAAAUGUG
This is a messenger RNA of Centropristis striata (black sea bass), 2109 nucleotides long. RefSeq names its product papilin-like. The record is from RefSeq and is a predicted model, not a curated record. The transcript has 19 exons. Gene Ontology annotation, molecular function: serine-type endopeptidase inhibitor activity. The coding region runs from base 1 to 1662 and encodes 553 amino acids. Lineage: Eukaryota; Metazoa; Chordata; Actinopteri; Perciformes; Serranidae.